This is a messenger RNA of Scleropages formosus (Asian bonytongue), 610 nucleotides long. It is a transcript of the gene rprm3, whose product is annotated as reprimo, TP53 dependent G2 arrest mediator homolog 3. The transcript has a single exon. Bases 301 to 588 code for a protein of 95 amino acids. Lineage: Eukaryota; Metazoa; Chordata; Actinopteri; Osteoglossiformes; Osteoglossidae. The record is from RefSeq and is a predicted model, not a curated record.
CUCACCCUUAAAAACGGAGCCCUUUCUGUCGCUCCUAUUUAUUGCCUGACAUUUGGCCUAAUCUAUCCAAAGGGACCGAGGAGGAAACGUGCGGUGAAAAGUGAAAGAUGGAAGUGAAGAAAAUCUUAUUUUGAACGUCUUCCAAUUACUUAAAAGCCAAAUUCAUUCAUCAUGAUUAUUACCCGGGAGGGUAUGUAAAGAAAACACCGAAGAAUACCUUAAGUUACUUGGGAUCAUAUGGACCAUAUUGUUAUGGUGUUUCUAUAAAUCACGGAGGAGACCCGUGUUACUACUUCCCUGAUGGCACUUCUGAACCGGACCCUGGCCGAAGUGGCGAUGGAAGCCGCGGCUCGAUGCUGUAACUCGUCCACGGACGGAUCGCUCCAAGCGGACCAAGGCUUCCAAGGGGAGCCGCGCACGGCCGGCGCGCUCCAGAUCGCCGUGCUCUGCGUGCUCUGCCUCACCGUGAUCUUCGGCAUCUUCUGCCUGGGCUGCAACCUGCUCAUGAGGUCCGAGAGCAUGAUCAGCCUGCUGGUGGAGGAGCGCAGACCGUCCAAGGAGACUGAGAUCGCGAUGGUCUCCUCUUAGACUGGGGGACCAGAUGGCCCCU